Trematosphaeria pertusa is the source of this 747-nucleotide messenger RNA. Its product is annotated as lytic polysaccharide monooxygenase. The transcript has 4 exons. Bases 1 to 747 code for a protein of 248 amino acids. Lineage: Eukaryota; Fungi; Ascomycota; Dothideomycetes; Pleosporales; Trematosphaeriaceae. The record is from RefSeq and is a predicted model, not a curated record.
AUGAAGUUCCUCGCCGCAGCAGUCCUCUCCCUCCUUCCCGCCCUGACCUCCGCUCACUGCGUUGCUCAGCGCGUCCGCGUCAACGGCCAGGAUAACGGCGAACUAGUCGGUAUCCGAACGCCGACAUCCAACAAUCCCAUUCAGAACGUCAAUGACGGGAACUUUGCCUGUAACAGCGGCUUCAAGACCCCGGUGUCAACCAAAGUCAUCGACGUUAAGGGCGGUGACAAGGUGGGCGUCAUGUGGGGCCAUGUCAUCGGCGGUGCGCAGUUUGCGAAUGAUAAGGACAAUCCCAUCGCUGCCUCGCACAAGGGCCCUACCAUCUUCUACAUGGCUAAAGUCGACGACGCGGCCAAGGCAGAUGGCAAAGGGCUCAAGUGGUUCAAGGUAGCACAAGACGGUUUGGAUGGCUCUGGCAAAUGGGGCGUCGACAGGAUGAUUUCGAGCGGCGGUUGGGUGGACUUCACCAUGCCGAGCUGCGUCGCUCCUGGCCAGUACCUUCUCCGCGCAGAAAUCAUCGCAUUGCACAGCGCAACUAAGCCCAGCCAGGCUCAGUUCUACGUUGGAUGCGCUCAAAUCAAGGUAUCCGGCUCUGGGACUAGCACUGGCAGCCAAACCGUCAGCUUCCCGGGCGCGUACUCUGCGCAAGAUCCGGGAAUUCUGGUUAACAUCUACGACACCAAGGGACAGCCAAACGGUGGCGGAAAGCCGUACCAGAUCCCUGGACCUGCGGUCCUUCAGUGCUAG